Messenger RNA from Rasamsonia emersonii CBS 393.64, 447 nucleotides. RefSeq lists its product as uncharacterized. The coding region runs from base 1 to 447 and encodes 148 amino acids. The record is from RefSeq and is a predicted model, not a curated record. Lineage: Eukaryota; Fungi; Ascomycota; Eurotiomycetes; Eurotiales; Trichocomaceae. The transcript has 2 exons.
AUGCCUCAGUUAACCAAAAUAGCUAUUCUCCUCCUCACCGGCUGGUCCGUUGCUGCGCCCAUCGCCACUGCGGAGGAUACUGUCCACUUGUCUAAGCGUAUUGAUGAAGUGAUGCCCGCUCCUGUCGAAUGGGUCGAUCCUGACGGGACUCCGGUGACGAGGAGAGAUGGUGCUAUACCUUCUGGUCACGUCGUAGAGCAUGAUGGCACUCGCGUCACCAAGAAGGAUGGGAUUUCUGCUGCUCGUGAUGUUGAGCCUGACGGGACUCGGGUUACGAGAAGGGACCCGGAAGAAGGGGUCGACCCUGACGGCACUCGAGUCACGAGACGACGACCGGACGAUGAAAUCGAGCCCAUGGGACAAGGGUUACCAGAUGAGUUCGACGUGCAUGAGGAAAUAUCGAGAGUGAUUUGGCCAGUUACCGUUGCUUCGACACCAUAUGAUUGA